Haliotis rubra (blacklip abalone) is the source of this 1266-nucleotide messenger RNA. Its product is annotated as coagulation factor V-like. Lineage: Eukaryota; Metazoa; Mollusca; Gastropoda; Lepetellida; Haliotidae. Bases 1 to 1266 code for a protein of 421 amino acids. The transcript has 3 exons. The record is from RefSeq and is a predicted model, not a curated record.
AUGUCCCUCAUCAGCAAAUUUGAAACGUCCCGAGACACCAAAACUCACAUUUCUAACGUGACCAAACCUGUCCCGUCCCACGUCACCAAACCUGACUUGUUCCACGUCACUAAAAAUGUUCUGUUCCACGUCAACAAACCUGACCUGUCCCACGUCACCAAAUCUGUUCCACUUCACCAAAUUUGUAGCAAACCUGACCUGACCCACGACACCAUACCUGACCUGUCCCACGUCACCAAACCUGACCUGUCCAACGUCACCAAACCUUACCUGUCCCACGUUACCAAAGCACUUCUGUCCCACGUCACCAAACCUGACUUGUCCCACGUCACCAAACCUAACCUGUCCCACACUAGCAAACCUGACCUGACCCACGUUACCAAACCUGACCUGUCCCACGUCACCAAACCUUACCUGUCCCACGUUACCAAAGCACUUCUGUCCCACGUCACCAAACCUGACUUGCCCUACGUCACAAAACCUGACCUGUCCCACAGUAGCAAACCUGAUCUGUCCUACGUCACCAAACCUGACCUGUCCCACGUCACCAAAUCUGACCUGUAUCAUGUCACCAAACCUGAUCUGUCCCACGUCAACAAACCUGACCUGUCUCAUGUCACCAAAUCUAAAUUGUCCCACGUCACCAAAUCUGACCUGUCCCACGUCACCAAACCUGACCUGUCCCACGUCACCAAACUUGACCUGUCCCACGUCACCAAACUUGACCUGUCCCACGUCACCAAAUCUGUUCCACUUCACCAAACUUGGCCUGCCCACUUCGACAAACCUGACCUGUCCCACGUCACCAAACCUGACCUGUCCCACGUCACCAAACCUCAUCUGUCCCACGUCACCAAACCUGACCUGUCCCACGUCAACAAACCUGACCUGUCUCAUGUCACCAAAUCUGACCUGUCCCACGUCACCAAAUCUGACCUGUCCGACGUCACCAAACCUGAACUGUCCCCCGUCAUCAAACCUGACCUGUCCCAUGUCACCAAAUCUGUUCCACUUCACCAAACUUGGCCUGUCCACUUCACCAAACCUGACUGUUCCACGUCACCCUAUCUGACCUGUCUCAUGUCACCAAACCUGACGUGCCCUACGUCACCAAACCUGACCUGUCCCACGUCACAAAACCUGACCUGUUCCACGUUACCAAACCUGAUCUGUCCCACGUCACCAAACCUGACUUGUCCCACGUCACCAAACCCGACUGUUAAGUCCUUUAAGAUGGCCUUGGCCCACAUCAUGACUGGUCAGUGA